Messenger RNA from Lampris incognitus (smalleye Pacific opah), 2406 nucleotides. RefSeq names its product transcription regulator protein BACH2-like. Gene Ontology annotation, molecular function: protein binding; RNA polymerase II cis-regulatory region sequence-specific DNA binding; DNA-binding transcription factor activity, RNA polymerase II-specific. Gene Ontology annotation, biological process: regulation of transcription by RNA polymerase II. Lineage: Eukaryota; Metazoa; Chordata; Actinopteri; Lampriformes; Lampridae. The coding region runs from base 1 to 2406 and encodes 801 amino acids. The transcript is spliced from 6 exons. The record is from RefSeq and is a predicted model, not a curated record.
AUGUCAGCCGGCGAGGAGUGGCCUGGCGAGGCGGCGGCGCCCGUGUACGUGUACGAGUCCAAGGUGCACUGUGCCAACGUGCUGCUGAGCCUGGAGGAGCAGCGGAGGCGGGGGAUCCUGUGUGAUGUGACGGUGCUGGUGGAGGGGCGGGAGAUCCGGGCCCACCGGGCCGUCCUGGCCGCCAGCAGCACCUACUUCCUGCAGGCGCUGCUGGGCCACACGGGGCCGCGCAGCGAGACGGAGCUCGUCAUCAGCCUGCCAGACAAGGUGACGGCAAAGGGUUUUGCUCCUCUGCUUCAGUUCGCCUACACGGCCAAGCUGGUUUUGAGCCGCGACAACAUCCGCGAGGUUAUCCUGUGCGCCGAGUUCCUGGGUGUCCACAACCUGGAGGAUUCCUGCUUCCGCUUCCUGCAGGCCCAGCUACAGAAUGACAGCCAGCACGGCAAGCUGGCGGACGAUGAUGACAUCGCGCUCGAGGACGCUGUCUUGCCCGAGACGCCCAUGGCGAUAUCGCUAGAUGUCCCCAUAGAAUCUAAGAGGUGUGCCGAUCAUGUAGCCGCCACUGUGCCACCUUCCACUGACCUCCCUCGGUGUCCCAAAUACAGGAAGUACCAAUAUCAGGCUGGCACCACGACACACAACGGGGAAAACCACCAUGGCAAUGAUGACGUUAUUUCAGCCAAUCAUACCUCAGUCAGUCCUCAUAGCCCACAGAUCCCUGUCGGCAACGCUCCUCCACAGUCUCUUCUCACCCCCUCCAGGAUCAAAGAGGAGCCCUUUGGCUUUGAGGAGGAGGAGGAAGAGGUGCUCAUUGGCAGGGAUGCUUGCGCGCCAGAGCUAUGUGCAGAAGAGGUGCUGGAGAUGGAGCUGGAGGUGGAAGGCGGCCCCAUAGCGGCUGAGCACUCCCCCAGCCGGGGCUCGCCCUCCUCCUGCCUGCGCUCCUACCUCCAGCGGGGAGGUCUGGACCUCAGCGGAGUGCCCAGCACCACCAUCCAACAGCUGCUCACCAACAGACUGUCCCUCAACCACUACAGGGAACUGGUCAGGGAGAGAGCGAGGGACCGGGGGGAAUCUCAGGGCCAAUGCCAAGAGGACCUCAAGACCAGCAGAACGGGUGCGUUGAUGAGCGGCUUGGGCGGGCCCGUGGAAGAGCCGGCGUCCAAAGCCUUAAACUGCGAUGGCACUUCUAAACAGGAGGGGGAGCUAGACAGACGCAGUGUGAUCUUCUCAUCGGCAGCUGGUAAGCAACCAGUAGUACCGAUUCCCUGCGGCUCGGGUAAUGGAUGGAUUGAAUGGUCAACAAAACAGCCCAGUUUAGAUAGACCACGCCCCCACACCAGCUGUCCUCUCCCCACCAAGAUGUCGGCACGCUCCCCUCCUCCUCCAGCCGAGCCCCGAACCCGCACUUCCAGCUCCUGCUCCUCCUUCUCCUAUCUGGAAGAUGGAGGCAGCACUAGCUCCCCCUCCAGCUUGCCCCAGUUUGACUUUUCCUCGUCCCCUUGUUCGGGCUCCAUGUCUGGGUUAGCCCGCUGCCUGGCCGGGGUCGGGGACAAGGCCAACCCCGGCAGCAGAGAGGCUGCCUUCUCUCAGGGUCACACCAAGAUCAAGUUUGAGCAGGGAUACGGGGCCAACGGGGCCAACUCCAGCGACGACUCGGGCUCCUUCUCAGAGGGAGACAGUGAGAGCGGCAUCACCCGAAACCCAGGCCCCGAGGUCAAGCUGCCUUUCCCCGUGGACCAGAUCACCAAUCUGCCACGCAAUGACUUCCAGAUCCUCAUCAAGAUGCACAAGCUGACCUCGGAGCAGCUGGAGUUCAUCCACGAUGUGCGCCGACGCAGCAAAAACCGCAUUGCCGCCCAGCGCUGCCGCAAGCGCAAGCUGGACUGCAUCCAGAACCUGGAGGUCGAGAUCCGCAAACUGGUGUGCGAGAAGGAGGCGCUGCUGAGCGAGCGCAACCAGCUGAAAGUGUGUAUGGGUGAGCUGUGGCAGAACCUCUCCUACCUCUCCCAGGAGGUGUGCAGGGAGGCGCAGGGGAGCCAGGACAAGAGCGGCGCCGGGCCGCAUGCCCCCCUCCCCCAUACGCUCCCGGGGACGGUCUCCGCCAGCAUCGACCUCACCUCCAACCCCGGAUCGCCGUCCUCAGAGGACGGCAAGGGCAGGGCGGGGUCACCUGUCUCCCUACGGCUCAAGACUCUGAGUCCCCCUGAUACGUUCCCCGGUCAAGGGGGUUCGGAAGGGAAGCAACUCCGGGCGGGGUUGCCUGCUCUGGGGCAGGAGGAGCAGGGAUCUCCCCCGAAGUGUGGAUCCGGUGUGGAUGUAUGUAGCCCCACUGUAACGGUGGACUUCUGUCAAGAAAUGACUGAGAAAUGCACAACGGAGGAGCAGAGGAGACAAGACUGUACUUAG